Molecule: messenger RNA, 5552 nt
Organism: Callorhinchus milii (elephant shark)
Lineage: Eukaryota; Metazoa; Chordata; Chondrichthyes; Chimaeriformes; Callorhinchidae
Gene: phldb2b
Product: pleckstrin homology-like domain, family B, member 2b
Exons: 23
Coding region: 198-4508 (1436 amino acids)
Biological process (GO): regulation of microtubule cytoskeleton organization
Cellular component (GO): basal cortex
Molecular function (GO): protein binding
Source: RefSeq, a predicted model, not a curated record
GGUGCUGUGGGGCUGCUGCUGGUGCUGGAGCGCACGGUCGGAGGAGUCAGGUUGUAAAACUCCUGCGGAAUUUUAAUUGAGUGCAGACCCCUGGGCUGGGGAUCAGGUCUGAGGCCACUUUAUUCCGAAGGUGGGGUUUGUGCGAGGCAUCGAAAGGCUGUGCAGGAUUCCUCAAAACCCUGGACUGGCCAACCAGAAUGGAUGCUGGAGAAUUUGAAGAGGUGAAUGUGCCUGAAGAAAAGGAGCCACUAAAGAAUGACCUCAAUUUACUCAAAAGGACAUCAUUGGAUAUUAUUGAUAUUGGAAAAGGCUUGAAAAUGCAGUCAGAACGACCUCACCUGGUCAGCCUCGGAAGGGGACGCCUCAGUAUUGCCAUCACGUUGUUGCCAAUUAAUGAAGGUGAAACAAAGUUUGGUCUUGAAGAUGCUCCUGAACCCCAGGAUAUUAUAUUACAAGGACCAGAUGUAGCAACAGAGCACUGUUAUAUCGAAAAUAUAAAAGGAUUGGUAACAUUGUAUCCCUGUGGAAGUCUUUGUACUAUGGAUGGAUUUUUUAUAACUCAACCAACAAAACUGACACAAGGCUGUACACUGUGCCUGGGCCAAUCAAACUAUUUUCGCUUCAACCAUCCUGCAGAAGCUAAUCGUAUGAGGAACAUGCGACCAGACAUUGAAGAAACUUCAAUCUCUUCACCUAGCUAUGUGCCAGAUUCUUCCAACACAAAGGAAUGCUGGCAGUCAAAACAUAACUCAAACGUGAGGCCUGUUGGACAAGAAAUUAGUUCCUUUGAUUAUGAUGAUGAAAAUGAUGGCCACAAUAUGGAUACUGUAAUAAAAAAUGGUAAACCUCUUGUUUACACUGAGAGAACAAUUCCACCCCCUUCACAGAGUUUCUCAACAAGUCCCAGUGCUCUACCUUUUUUACCAGUUAAUAGGAACAUUGCACCAUCAUCAUCUUAUUCACCACAAUCAUUUCCUAUGAUAAGCAAACAAUCUUUGAGUGACUUCUAUCAUCCGUUUUCCAUUGAAUCUCCAGCUUAUACACACAGUUAUUCCUCUCCGCCAAUAGCUUCUGGAUCACAAAUGGCAAUGACAAUUGAUCCUUAUUUUGGAAGGAGGAAAGAAUAUGUUACCAGCUCAAGAGGUCAAGCUUCCAGUCAAAGCUUCAGUCCCAGAAAUGUGUUUCCAGAAAACCAUUUAAGAUUGGAUGUAUGGGAUAACAUGAAGUCAUCUGAUGAUGCCCCUUUGAGCCCACUGGAAGAUAGAUUUAUUCCUGUUACUGGUCGACAUGGGACGGAGUCUGCAAGCAUGCCUUCUAGUCCAAGACUUGCUCGAAAGUUAAAUCUUCUAUGUGGACCAACUGGUUAUUCUCUAUCUGGUAGAGAGAAGGAAGCAAUGAGCGAAGCUGCCUUUGGAUCUCGGUCCAGACCGAGGAGAGUCUCUGAGAAUUCCCUCAAACAAAUGGGACUGUACAGUCGUUCCCUUCCCAGGCUACAUAAGUCUGGAGAGAGCCAUUUGGUUCCAUUCAGUCUUACUUCAGGGCGGUCACCGGAGAGUCCUAAAAUGUGGAGCAGUUCAGAUGAAACCAGAGAGUUGGGUCCAAAACAUUUUUCUAUACCAAUGAAAGAGUCUCUGAAUUAUACUCAUUCAAACCAAAUACUUCUACCACUUUCAAGUUCGCCAGUGGAAAUGCAGGGUGAAUAUAAUCUUGCAAGCAAUAUUUCCAUGAGUCCUAGGAAUGCUAAAAAGAUGACUUUGACUUCAUCCCAUCCAUAUGGGAAAAAGGACCAUCUGUUCACUUUUGAUCAUGGCAGGAAAGAGUUUCAUAAUGGAAGUGGCUCUUGCCUUUUCAAACCCAUUGAUAUGCUUGUGUCCUUGAGUAAGAGCAUUCCAAGCAGCCCUUUGGAUUUUAGUGCCAGUGAUAUGGAAAACAUCAAGAUGAUGCAAGAAGUGCAGCAUUCGGUGUCACCUCCAUUCCGUAAGAGAACGAACAGCAUCAGUUCUGUCAGUGGAAAUGAAGAGGAUUUAAUGGAUUACCAUCAAAGACAAAAGGAAGAGCGACUUCGUGAACAAGAAAUGGAACGCUUGGAACGCCAACGUUUAGAAACAAUUCUGAAUCUUUGUUCAGAAUACAGUAAAUCGGAUACUGAUAACACUGUGGCUGCUGUGACCAAUAUUGAGAAGAUCAGUGAGGAGUUACACAAGUUAACACUAUCACAAAACAAAUCUGUGUCGCCGCCUCCGGAAAGAAAGGAGCAUAGUUUUGAUGAAGCUGAAGCUAAGACCUAUAUCAGAACCUCACACAGUUCUCCAUCCAUGUCUGAUUUUAGUCCAUCAAAGGGAAGAAGAUCAAUGAAACAUUCAGGUCCCAUUGACCUGGAGAGCAAUAAAGAGUUAAAUCACACUCGUGAUUGGAGGUUUUUGCAGCAAGCACCUUGCACCUCAGCAGAAAACUCUCCAAAACAUCCAGCUGAUUCCCUGUCUUAUUCUCUGGAACUUCAGAAGAAUGAUUUUGAAGGGCAGUUAAAUCCAUUUGGCUCUAGCAUGGACAGCAAUGUCACUGACGAUGGGGAAUGCAGAACGUUGGUUGAAAGGAAUGUGAAGGAAAAAAUUAUUCAGAUGGAAGAAGAGUGCAGACGAAUACUAAACAAUGUGGAAGAAAUCCAGCAGAAGGUCAAAGAUCUGGACAAUCAAAUGGCUGAGUCUUCACAAGAGAUGGAGAUGGAACGUGCUUUGUUGGAAGGGGAGCAGGACUCUGAAACAACUCAUAUUCAACAUGAGAAAGAUGUGUUGGGUCAGCUACACAGAAGGAUAGCUGAUCUGGAAGCUAGUGCCAAUUCUGAAAAGGCUAAGGAAAAAACAAAUUUGAAAGCUGAGAAAGAAAAGAUAGAAAGGCUUCAAGAUCUUUACUCUGAGUUGAAGACCCAGCUUCAUAACUGUCCAGAGUCCAUGAGAGAGGGUUUGCAAGAACAGUUGAAGAGGGGUGGUGAACAGUUAGAUAUGGAGGUGAAACGAUACGAAGAUUUUGAGUUUCAGCAACUUGAACGAGAAAGCAAGCUUGAAGAAGAAAAGGAAAAUAAUUCAAAACAACUUCUUGGUGAAAUUGGUGAAUAUCAGCACAGCAUAGAGACAAGAGAGAAGAAACUCACCUUGUUCAAAAACCAGGUCAAUCAGAUCGUGCAGCAAGCUGAGCUGGAACGUGAACAGUUUUUGAAAGAGAAGAACAAUUUACUAGUGAUGUUACACAGGGAAAAAGAAAAUCUUCUUUAUCUGGAGAAGACGUAUUGUGAUACAACAGGAGGAAGAGGGCUUCCCAUCAAUUCAAAUAUACUUAAGGAGAACUUCCGAAUCCAGGAAGAAAGAAAGAAACAUCAAAAGGAGGGACUGUACCUGAGUGACACUAUUCCCAGGAAGAAAAACAGCUUGGCCAUUUCAUCCCAGUUUAACAGUGCAACACUUGGUCGCAAUGUUACUUCCAAGGCUCAUUUACCAUUGGUGCAGAGCAACAGCUGUGGUAGCAUGCUUGUUCACAACAUGACUGCUGUUGGGAAAGACUCAGAAAACAGGAGGCAUCAGGGACAAAAAGGAAAAUCCAAAAAAGGAUCAGCCACUCAUUCCAAAGGGUCUCAUAGAAAAGGGCACCGUCAUCAUCAACUGAAUGAAGAACAGCGGCAGAGAAUCCUAGCACAAUCCAGUAAUUAUUUAGAUAAUUCCCAUCUCACUGACAAUGGAUACAAGGACAGCACAUUUGAGACUUUAAGCCUGGAUAGUUCUGACAGCAUGGAGACCAACAUAUCUGCUUGUUCUCCUGACAACAUUUCAAGUGCGAGUACCUCAAAUGUUGCUAAAAUUGAAGAAAUGGAACGACUUUUAAAGGAGGCCCAGGCGGAAAAGGCAUGGCUAAUAGAAACAAAGGAGCGAGAAAUGGAAGCAAAAAAGCAAGCUUUGGAAGAGGAAAAGCGUCGACGAGAAGAUCUUGAAAAGAGACUGCAAGAGGAAACACAGCGCAGACAACAGCUCAUUGAUAAGGAAGUCAAGAUGAGGGAGAAGCAGAGGUCACAGGCUCGGCCUUUGACCCGCUACCUACCAGUUAGGAAGGAAGACUUUGACUUGCGAAGUCAUAUAGAAACAGCAGGUCACAAUGUGGAAACGUGUUAUCAUGUGUCUCUCACAGAAAAGACAUGCAGAGGAUUUUUGAUCAAAAUGGGUGGCAAAAUUAAAACUUGGAAAAAACGCUGGUUCGUUUUCGACAGAACCAAAAGGACACUUUCAUAUUAUGCAGAUAAACAUGAAACUAAAUUAAAAGGGGUCAUAUACUUUCAAGCUAUAGAAGAGGUCUAUUAUGAUCACCUGAAGAGUGCACACAAGAGCCCGAACCCUUCGCUUACGUUCAGUGUAAAGACUCGAGACAGAAUUUACUACAUGGUUGCACCAUCUCCCGAGACCAUGCGAAUUUGGAUGGAUGUCAUUGUAACAGGGGCCGAAGGUUAUACUCAGUUCAUGCUAUAAGCACAGAGUGCGCCAUUAUUUCAACCUCAUUUUGCAUGUAAAGCUGUGAGUUUUCAUUAUAGCUAAAGGCAGGUCUUCUAAUUAAUAACAAAUAUAUUGUUAUGAUUUUAUCUACAUUAGCUUAUAUUUCUGACAAUCAUACCCCCUUAUAAUUAUUAAAGUAACGGGUUAAGAUGCAGUAGCCAAUUUUUAACUGAAGGCUGCCUUACCAAUUUUCGAUAAAGCAUUAAAUGGUUUGCAUAAAAUAUAGUUCAACUAUAUCACAGAAUAUAAACUGCCAUUAAUAAUUUGAUAAACAUGUCUAAAAUUAUGACAAAUGGCAAGAAUGUCUUUGUGUGCUGCAUAAGCUGCUACAAUGUUAUGUAAUAAGGAAACUUUUUUUAAUGCUUUCUCCAAAAAAUAAUCAUUUUUAUUUUGAGAUAAGUAACACAUUUUCAAAAUAAGAAUUGUAAUGUUUAGUUUGAAGGUUCAUGUUGUUAGAUAUAUUUUGGUUUACAAAUCGCAAGCUCCAAUUCGAUGUUUUGCAAGAAGAGCAGCUAAUUCAGCAGUUUAAGUGCGGUGUUAUUCAUAGGGAAAAAAAAUCAUCAGAGGGAUGUUGCACAGCUAUCGAGGCUGAAGCCACAGUACCAUUCAAAAGUGAAUUGAUUAAAUAUUUGAAGAGGAACAACGUGAAAGAACAUGGGGAGGGAGCAAGGCAUCAGGAUUAGAAUAGCUAGCUGCAGUGGAGGUGCUGGCACCAGCAGAGGUUUGAUGGGCCGAAUGUAAUUUAUAUGAUUCUAUUUUGAAUAAUCUUUUUGGACGGUCUUUAGUAAGAGCUUCAAGAGACAGUCUGCCUUCUCCCACCAUCUUUCACCGAGCUGGCUAUUUUUGUUAACCACACAAUCAUCAUAACCCUAAUGUAAACCGUUUCUAGUUUGCUGGACAGAAAUUCCUUACACGAGUUAACCAUUGUCUGGGUUAAAUUAUUGUGUAAUCCAAAGAUUCAAAGCUUUUAGAGCAAUUCUAUUAAUAUAAUAAUAAUCCUUGCAGUUGAUGUAGCCCCUC